UUAAGUCUCUGUCCUCUCUCAGUGGCUGAGUUUCAAUCUGAAUUCCCAGUUGUGAACAUGCUGCGGCUGCUGCUCCUGCUUCUGCUGCCAUCCUCAGAUGAGGUGUGGGCUCGUCUUGUACCCGGCUGGUGGGACCCGGGCUCGGGCUCCUGCCAGUGUGAGGUGGACUCCUCCAUGUGGGCCUUCCCUGCAGAGGAGUACAUGUCUGUCCUGGGGAAGAUGAAGACCUGUCAGCUAUCUUUGACCAAGCUGCAGGAACAGCUCAGUUUCUCCACCCAGCGCCUCCCUCUGAUGCAGGAUCAGGUCAUCAACAUGACGGCUCGGCUGGAACCUUUCCAGUACCUGCACAGCCGGGGCCUGUACACGGCACUGACGCUGCGUGAGCUGUCGGAGGAACUUGGCCAGCUGGAGACAGACAUCGGCGUCGUCCAUGGGCAGAUAAACAGCACUCAGACACAUAAGCUUCGCAAAGAGGUUUCUACCCUGGUGAAAGAUGCCAGGAAGAUGAAAACUUCUGACACAAUCAACAUGAAAACUGUCAGAGACAAACUGCGCUACCUGAAGAACAACGUGGAGUCCUGCAAGUCUAUCCCUAAAGAUUUCAGAGGUCAGAACAGGCACUGCUACAAAGGUCUUAUCGCUGGCAUCAGCGACCCUGUCACCUCCAAGAUCAGCCCUCAUGGGAAGAGCUACAUCUCCGGUUCGUGGGGCAAACAGGCUCAGGUAGACAGCAAGGCACAGAAGAACAGCUACUGGGUCCAGCCUCUGACCAGCGGCCACAUCCAUGGAAACAUUCUGCGAGUCUACCAAACCUACGAGGACUUCAUGGCCUCCACCAACCACCAGGACUUCACCUUCGCCCCAUCCUUCAGUGACUCCAAGACCCUGGAGGGUCCUGGCGCAGUCCUGUAUGGGGAGGCAUUGUACUACCACUGCUACCGCUCGCCAGACGUCUGCCGCUUUGACCUGAAGACCAACCUGGUCUCCCGGGUGACCCUACCGGGCACUGGGGUGGGCUUCAACAACAAGUUCCCCUACUGCUACUUCGACUGCCGGCUGAACAGCGAUGUCGACUUGGAGGCCGAUGAGAUGGGGCUGUGGGCCAUCUACGCCACCGUCGGUAACCACGGCAACCUGGUAGUGAGCCGGUUGUUGUGGGACUCUGAGGCCGGGACCUUGAAUGUGACGCAGACGUGGGAGACAAGGCAGUUCAAGAAGGCCACCAGCAACGCCUUCAUGGUGUGCGGCGUGCUGUACGCCACGCGCUACGUGGACGAAUUCCACGAGGAGGUGUUCUACGCCUUCGACACGGCCUCGGGCAGAGAGGACAACUCGCUCACUCUGCCUCUGGAGAAGGUGGCCAAUGGAGUGGCCAGUCUGAGCUAUAACCCCACAGACCAACAGCUCUACAUGUACAAUGACGGAUAUCUGCUGUCCUACCAGGCGCACUUCUAGUCUCCAAUCCUUCAUUCAAGUGUUCCUCUCUGAACAAUCAACAACAAAUGAUGAAAUGAACAAUUCCAUAAGCAUCUUGAACUCUGAAAAUUGCAAAUCUAGCUAAAUAUCACCCAAAGUAAGGAUGAAAACAGAACAGCUCCAGAGAAUUGUGAUGUUUAAGGUCAGGACAGAUGAGAUUAUUAAAUCUGCUGCAGUGCUUUACUCAAAAUGUAAGUUUGUUAUAUUUCAGCUUAGAAAUUAAAAGUGCAGUUAGUAAUAAAAAAAGGAGUGAAACUCCAGUGAUCAGUUUGAGACAGUUCCAGUGACUAUGUGAAGGGUUGAGGGUUUAAGAGCCUCUUGUCGUCUUUGCAUGGGAAUUAUUGAUAUUUAAAAAUCAAUCACGGAUUUCGUUGGGACUAUAAUCAGUAAAAAUGUACUUUAAAGCAUGAACAAUUACCAUUUAAUGUCUGUGUACUUUCUGUGGUGUGUGGUUCAGUUUUACCUCCAAAUAACCUGUCAAACUAAUAAAGUAAUUGAA
Messenger RNA from Salarias fasciatus (jewelled blenny), 1975 nucleotides. It is a transcript of the gene olfm4l2, whose product is annotated as olfactomedin 4-like 2. Bases 58 to 1455 code for a protein of 465 amino acids. NCBI's taxonomy places the organism in Eukaryota, Metazoa, Chordata, Actinopteri, Blenniiformes, Blenniidae. Gene Ontology annotation, biological process: signal transduction. The transcript is spliced from 5 exons. The record is from RefSeq and is a predicted model, not a curated record.